This is a messenger RNA of Oncorhynchus keta (chum salmon), 1644 nucleotides long. It is a transcript of the gene ptprbl, whose product is annotated as protein tyrosine phosphatase receptor type B, like. Gene Ontology annotation, molecular function: cadherin binding. NCBI's taxonomy places the organism in Eukaryota, Metazoa, Chordata, Actinopteri, Salmoniformes, Salmonidae. The transcript is spliced from 7 exons. The record is from RefSeq and is a predicted model, not a curated record. Gene Ontology annotation, biological process: angiogenesis. The coding region runs from base 1 to 1635 and encodes 544 amino acids.
AUGGUCCCCUCUGCGGUGCGGAGCCUGGCCCUGGGUGACAGUGGUACAGGUGAUCUGGUGGUCACAUGGUCUCCAGCGCUGGGGGACGUUGAUCACUACGAGGUUCAGAUCCUCUUCAACGACACACGGGUUUACCCGCCCGUAACCCUGGGCAACGAGGCCCGUGACCACCGCCUGGCCUCGCUCACCCGCCUGUACAAGAUGGUGGUGUCCACCUUCAGUGGACCCAACCAGAGACCUCAGUUCAUCGAGGGCAGGACAGUCCCCAGCCAGGUGAGGAACCUCCAUGCCCGGCCAGGGGAGCAGGCUGCCAGCCUGAGGGUGUCCUGGACCCCUGGUGAUGGAGACGUGGACAUGUACACCGUGUCCCUAUCCCAGGGAUCACACCUUCUGGAGACCAGACCUGUCCCCAAACACGUCACUGAGCUGGACUUUCAGGGUCUGGUACCAGGACAGCUGUACGGGGUCGAGGUUCAGUCCCUGAGUGGAAUACUGGUCAAUAAUUCAACAACUACUGGACGAACAGUCCCCUCCACAGUGACAGCGCUCCAGGCAGACAGUGACCACACCACCCACAGUCUAACAGUGACCUGGGAGACUACAGUGGGAGUGUACGAGGGUUACAAGAUCCAGCUCCUGGAUGAUGGACGUGACAUAGUCUCUAAUAUUUCCAUGCCCCAGGGCUCCACCAGGCACCUCUUCGACCAGCUCACCCCUGGGAAGUGGUACCGAGUUCGGGUCGUAUCCGUCAGUGGAGGGAUCUAUGGCAAGGAGGCCGUGGCUGAGGGACAAACACGUCCAGCUGCAGUCAACGGUCUGACGGUGAUGACUGCCAACACCAGCGGUCUGAGUUUCAUCUGGCGCCCGUCCGAGGGCUACGUGGACGGAUACGACCUGUUCCUGUAUAACGUUGACGAGACGUUGCGUGGCCGUCAGACCGUGGAGGCCGGAACCCAGAAGUGCUCCUUCUCUGGUCUGGUCCCAGGGACGCUGUACAAGAUGGAGGUGGUGAGCAGGAGCAGAGGCAUGAGCAGUGACUCAUCUAUCCUAGCACGGACAGUCCCAGCCCCAGUGCGCUCUCUCCACGUCCAGGGUGGUAAGCGUACUGACCGUCUCUCCAUCAGCUGGCUGCCUGGGGCAGGGGAGUGGAGUGGGUACCAAGUGGUCCUGUACGGUGGCCUGGAGGGCUCAACCACUACCCUGGCCGCCCAGGAGCUGGGCAUGGAGCAGAGAGAACACCUGUUCCAGGGACUGGUACCUGGCCGUGUGUACCGGGCUGAGGUGGUCACACACAGUGGAGAGCUGACUAAUGCUGUGUCUGCAAAGGGAAGGACGGCCCCAGAGCCUCCCUCCAUGGUAUCCUUCAGGGACAUCAGUGGCAACAGCUCUGUAGAACUGACCUGGGAUGGUCCCGCCUCCGGUGACUACGACACCUUUGACCUCCAAUGGGCUCCCAGAGAUUCCCUGUCAAUCACAGCGCCUCAGCCAACCAGCCGCAUCCUGGAUGGGAUGUUCCCGGGACGACUGUACAACUUCACCAUCCGCACUGUCAGUGGGGGAGGAGUCAAGGGCGGGCCUAUCGCCAACAGCCAGCCAAUCCAGAGGAGCCUCAGAACAAGUAGGUGGAGCCUAUGAGAGAGGGAU